Molecule: messenger RNA, 2646 nt
Organism: Moesziomyces antarcticus
Lineage: Eukaryota; Fungi; Basidiomycota; Ustilaginomycetes; Ustilaginales; Ustilaginaceae
Exons: 1
Coding region: 1-2646 (881 amino acids)
Molecular function (GO): protein binding
Source: RefSeq, a predicted model, not a curated record
AUGGCCAAAGGAGCUUCGGCCUGGCUCAGCUUUGUCAGGCUCGCAUCCCGACCACCAACUGAGCCGCACUCUCGAUUGCCUCGCCAUCCUAUAGCGACAGCAACCACACCAGCUGCUUCCUGGCAAGUUGACUGUCGAGAGACAACACGCAAGCCGGUUCAAGCGAAAGGGUCUCACGGCGCCGAUGCAGCAUCCGCAAACCACCAUUUGAAGCCAGCUGGCGCUUCCAGCUCACCGGCGUGGACCGACCAACGUCAGCCAGUAUCGACCAUGGAGCGCGGCUGGCAAACCGAGCGCGCCUCGCCCCCUCAUGGCACACCGACAGGACCGAGCGCCAUCGAGCAGCUGCCCAACGAGGUGCUCAUCGACAUCUUCGGCUACCUCGAUGCAGCUGCUCUGGCCCACGUCGCCUCCACCUGCUCCCUCAUCCGCCAGGUCGCACUGCAUGACGUGCUGUGGAGACCCUUCGUAGCACGUGCCAUCCACACACUCAGCCCACCGGUGCGCGGACCCGCCAUCCACCCCCUCGAGUCGACACUACCACUCUGGCAUCCCGACUACGGUAUGCAGGCCGAUACCAUCCAUCCACCCUCUUGGCCCAUCGCAGCCGAAUUCGUCCGCCAACCAGCCGGCACAAACGGCACAGACGACACAGACGACCAGGCUCAACUCGACCUCAGCCUUUUCAAAGGCGCCGCUUCGCUGCACGAGGUCUAUGUGCGCUUCAUCAGGCCCACCGAAUCGCUGCUCGGAUGGUGGGCCUCGGACUUGCCCUCCUACGGCAUGGUUGUUCGCAUCGUUCUCGACAUGCACUUCACCUACACUGACUACCAUGCGGAUGGCCACAAAGCAGCAGCUCGAAGCGAGGCCAUACAAACUGAUGCUGAGACUCCGCGAGGUCCCCCGCGGCGGCAGUCGCCAUCGAUCGUGUGCCAGCGCAUCUACCCGACCAACCGCCUGCAAGGACUCGAUAGCGACAUGGCUCGCUGGUCCGAUGUAGUCGGCUUCCCCAUGCCCAGCAGCUCGAGCGUCAUCGGUCAGGGCACCAUCCUGCGCCGCAGCCUCACGCAAAUUCGCACCGACUUGUGUGAGCCGGGCAUCCGCACUGAAGAUCUUUGGCACUACAGCUGGGACGAUGCCCGGCUUGGCCCUGCCCCGCCCACCCAUCCCGCCUCCAUUCAAUCCCAAGCAUCCGCCGAAAAACCGGACGCUGCUAUCUGCGACGUCCGCGCGCAUAUCUCGAGCGAAUCGUGGCUGCGGAGCGUCGACCCACGCGGCGCCUCCCGUGCGCUACACCGAGCACGGCUGGGCGGUCAGCUUCAUGACAGCGAUGACGAGCUCCUGUUCGAAGACGAGGCAGAGGAGAUCGACCGCGUCUUGCAGCACGCCGCCGGGGAUGAUGCGUUGUUCAGAUUCGCCUUCGAGCGCCAAGAAGACUAUGAUCCGGCCCACAUCAAUCUACGACGGCGGCUCGUCGGCCCUAUCGAACGCACUGUGGUGGGUGCCAUGGACUACCGUUCCUACCGGCUCUCGGACGCUGUCGCGACGCGUUCGGCAGACAGCAACGAGGGCAUGGUGCGCGUGCGGCUGGCACCUUGUCAGCCGUACUGGGAUGUCCAGAUGCGCAAUGCGGUCUUCUUAGCAGCAAAUUCUAGGCCGCCACCGCCCAUCAGUUUCCCGCCACCAGCACUGCUGCCUGCAAUCCGUGCGGUCGAGUGGAGCACAUUGGCGGAUGUGCAGAUCGGUAUGUCCGGGAUCUGGGAGCGUAUGGACCCGCAAAGGAGAUGGCUGAUCCAAGGAGAGAGGCUAGCAAUCGACUCGAUCACCAUGGCGCCGCCUCCACCAUACAGGCCAGGCCCGACCGAUGACUAUGCUUUCGACGAGCUACCGCGCUUCUUUCCGAUUCAAAAUCCGGAUCGAAUCUCUGCCCUCGUCCCGUGUGCCCUCCGCAAGCCCACAAUGGAUCACGAGGUGGCCGUGCCCGUAUCGCUCUCUUCGUUUGGCGCUGAUGCGGCGCGUACGCCAGCGUCGGCACCGGAUGACGUAGAGUACGACCACGUUGCUCCCGGCCCUUCUCAUGAUCCCGCCCACGCGGACUUCGACUGGAGCCUGAUGGAGGGUCUAUACAGCAUGACGUACGGUCCGCACGGAGUGGAGCUGCUCUACAUCCGCGCGCGCACUCUGGGCGCACACGACUUUGAGCACGACCCGGCUCUGCCCGAGUGGCCAUCCGAACCGCUUUUGAGCAGCGACGACAUGUACGAGCAGACGCGCAUCAGUCGUGCUGCGGCGCUGCCGGGAGCACGCGUGCUCGAAGCAGUCAAGGUGCUUGGCGAUCCCAACAUUCCCCGAGGCCAAAUCACAUGGAGGGCGUUUAUCGACGAUCCCGGCCGCAGCGCUGUGCCCUGGCGCCCACCUCCAAAGGGAUUCAGAAAGCACACGCCGUGGCCGUUACGUCCGCCACAGGGAGCAGAAGAGAGGUCGCCUGGACUGGUGCUGCCCGCUCACGGCAGGGUGGCAGGCGAGGGGUUUGUCGGGCCCGGCUGGGCUACCGCGUUGGCGUGUGUGAGCUCGGUCGACGAGAUCCAGAUCUGGUGGCAGCCGAUGUACAAGAUCUCGGUUGCCAAAAGGCUCGUUGCUAUGUAA